AUGAUUUUGAAAUCUUUUAUACUAGAUAAUCUAGUAUCCUUAUGCAUGAAGAUAAUUAAUUCGGUCGUUGUGGUCGGACUCUAUUAUGGAUUUCUGACCACAUUCUCCAUAGGGCCCUCUUAUCUCUUCCUUCUCCGAGCUCGGGUUAUGGAAGAAGGAACCGAGAAGAAAGUAUCAGCAACAACUGGUUUUAUUACGGGACAGCUCAUGAUGUUCAUAUCGAUCUAUUAUGCGCCUUUGCAUCUAGCAUUGGGUAGACCUCAUACAAUAACUGUCAUAGCUCUACCCUAUCUUUUAUUUCAUUUCUUCUGCAAUAAUCACAAACACUUUUUGAAUUAUGGAUCCACUAAUCAAAAUUCAAUGCGUAAUUUUAGCAUUCAAAGGAUAUUCCUGAAUAAUCUUAUUUUUCAGUUAUUGAACCUUUUCAUUUUACCAAGUUCAAUGUUAGUCAGAUUAGUCAACAUUUAUAUGUUUCGAUGCAACAACCAAUUUUUAUUUCUAACAAGUAGUUUUGUUGGUUGGUUAAUUGGUCACAUUUUAUUCAUGAAAUGGGUUGGAUUGAUAUUAGUCUGGAUACAGAAAAAUAAUUCUAUUAAAUCUAAUGUACUUAUUCGAUCUAAUAAGUACAUUAUAUCAGAAUUGAGAAAUUUUAUGUCUCGAAUCUUUAUUAUUUUUUUAUUUAUUUCCUCAAUAUACUAUUUAUUUUUAAUAAAUCUAUAA
Prosopis cineraria is the source of this 720-nucleotide messenger RNA. NCBI's taxonomy places the organism in Eukaryota, Viridiplantae, Streptophyta, Magnoliopsida, Fabales, Fabaceae. The record is from the annotation of a RefSeq genome assembly.